CAAUCAGCACAAACAAACACGUACACGUUCUUUCAAUCGUUUCCUUCCAUUCAGCCUUUUAUCACGACAUCAGGAUCCAUCCUUGACUUUAGCCAACUCACCCAAUGGUCUCCCGCAACGCACCCAUCGACGCCCAGAUGAACGAUAUCCCUCCCCCACCCGCUUACACCGCUGUCGCCACCGUUCCGGCUCAAGCCAACAGGCCUGAACUGCCCGUCAGGGUGAGGAACCCGCAAUUGCGACUACCGGCGACUGUAAACGACCCCGAUGCGUUGGUAGUAAAGUUCCAAACUAUUGUACGAGAUGGAAAGGAGAUCGUAGUCGGUCGUCUCAAGGUCGCUACCGAUCUCCCGGCUCCCAACGAACACGCUUUCAUCCUCCGUCGAUAUGAUACGGGUGCGAUCAGUGUCACUACCAUGUUCAAGGCCGCCUUCCCUGGUGCGACCGAAGAAGAGGAGGAGCGUGAGAUGCGCUGGAUCAAGUCCAUGUUCGAUAUGACUGGUAUGAACGGAAGCAGGGACGGUGCGACGGUCAAGUUGGCUGGACACUGGAUCCCGCCUGCGACCGCGACCAGUCUUGCUGGUGGUUAUAGGAUGGGAGAAUGGAUCAACGCCAUGGUCCGAGCCGCACCCGUUGAAGGGGUCGCCUACAGGAAAUCCCAGCGAUCUCAACAAGCCUACGAUCAAGCCGCCAAGAAGCAAGAAACGACCUCGAGUGCCAGGACGGAAGGUGCUUCUCAGUUGGCUCCUCCUGCAUCUGCCGCCGCUGUUCAGUCGACUCAGGCUGUCUCGAGCAGGACGAGGAGCGGGACCACUCCCGAGAUGCACGUCCCUGCCAGACGGGCUGCUGAGCCUACUCCCAAGCGUGCUCGAAGGACCCGGGAGACGAGGGAUAGCCCGUCCACAACUGCCGGCGCUUCCAGCAGUGCGGCCACUACUACGGAGACGACUCCGGCUGCUGAACCCGCUACUGGGACAACCACUGCCGAGCAACAGAACGAGACCAUCGGAUUGACCUUGGAGUCUACCCGGGAGAUCAGAGCGCCCGUUGGGACGAUCAUUGAUGCCGAAGCUCAGAUCGCACAGAGCAAAGCGGACGUGCUGCGAUUGAAGCAAGAGGCCGAGGCCAAGGCCGCUGCGGGUCAGACCCCGGAAGAGAUGGGUCUCAUGGCUCCUACCACCUCGACCGUCAUCGACGCCGCCUCCGAAACGAGUAUCCUUCCUUCUGCCGGCUCUUCUUCAUCGAGCACUGUGCGAGGCCUCAAGCGUACCGCCGACCAACAAGCUGCGGACGAAGGAACCGAGAUUGUCGGUUCCACCGUCAUCCUUCCUGGAAGUACCGCCGAACGGGUCGUCAGGAGGAGGAACGGCAGGAUCGUUGAGCCCGAACAGGCUAGGAGGCGUGGAGCCGUCAUGGGCGCCGUCAUGUUUGUCGGCGGAGCUCUUGGGGCUUGGGCUUACCAGGCUCUGCUCUAGGCGCUUGCCGGUUCAGGACGUUCACGUUCUUCUUUUC
Messenger RNA from Filobasidium floriforme, 1512 nucleotides. RefSeq lists its product as uncharacterized. The transcript is spliced from 5 exons. Gene Ontology annotation, cellular component: nuclear membrane complex Bqt3-Bqt4. Gene Ontology annotation, biological process: meiotic attachment of telomere to nuclear envelope; mitotic telomere tethering at nuclear periphery. The record is from RefSeq and is a predicted model, not a curated record. NCBI's taxonomy places the organism in Eukaryota, Fungi, Basidiomycota, Tremellomycetes, Filobasidiales, Filobasidiaceae. Bases 105 to 1475 code for a protein of 456 amino acids. Gene Ontology annotation, molecular function: DNA binding.